GAUGAGCACUGGGUGUUAUACGUAAGUGAUGAAUCAUUGGAUUCUACUCCUAAAGCCAAGACUACACUGUAUGUUAACUAAGUUGAGAAUAAAAAAAAAAAAAAAAAGAAAGAAACAGAAUCUUAAUUAUAGAGAACAAAGUGAUGGUUACUAGAGGGGAGAUGGGAGGGUUGGGUCAAAUAGGUGAUGGGGAUUAAGGAUUGCAAUUGUUAUAAGCAUCAGGUGAUAUAUGGAAUUGAUGAAUCACUAUACUGUACACCUGAAACUAAUAUAACACUAUGUUAACUUCACUGGAAAAAAUUUAAAAAAUAAAACAACAAAAUGCACCAUACAUUUUUGGAAGAAAUCACACGAAAUAGAAUGGAUAUGAACGUUUAUGUUCAUGAGGGCAAAAACCUGCAGUAGUAACACAAAUAGCAAGUUCACCUGCCUGUGAAGUAUAUUUCUAUUCUCAUGGAAAACAGAUGACAAAAUUACAAAACUGAAGAAGUGAUCAAAGGGUAUGCAACUAGGGGCAUAUGGGAACAUGCGGUUCAAGGGGCAAAAAGUUUCAGUUAUGCAAGAGAAGUCAAUUCUGGACAUCCAAGGUACAAUCAUGUAACUAUAGUUAACAAUAUUAUAUUGUAUACUUGAAAUUUGCUAAGAGGGGAGAUCUUAAGUUUUUUACCCAUCACCCCCAAAAAAGUAACUACGUGAGAUGAUGGACAAUGUUAAUUUCCUUGAUUGGGGUCAAUAUUUUACAAUGUAUACAUGUAUCAAAUUAUCAACUUGUCCACCUUAAAUAUAAACAAUUUUUAAUUGUCAACUAUAUCUAAAGUUGGAGGAAAAGGAUGUGUAGCUGAAAAAUUCUGGAAAAAUAGUACUAUUGAGAUGUGUCAGGCAGUUUAUUAAUACAUUUUCUUUUUUUAAUGCUUAUUUCAUUGUAGAGAGAGAGAGAGAGAGAAAGAACGUGCAGGGGAUGGGCAGAGAGAGAGAGAGGGAGACAGAGGAUCUAAAGCAGUCUCUAUGAGAACAGCAGAGAGCCCAACACGGGACUGGAACUCAGGAACUGUGAGAUCAUAAUCUGAGCUGAAGUCGGACACUUAACCGACUGAACCAUCCAGGAGCCCUAAAAUAUUUUCUUGAGGAUUUUUCUUUAAGUUUUGGUGUUUGUUGGCCUCUUAAGUUUUAUAGCUUGUUGUGAUAUAUUUCUCAUCAAAAACUAUUUUUUUUAAUGUUUAUUUUUGAGAGAGAGCACAAGCAGGGGAGGGGCAGAGAGAAGGGGACAGAGGAUCUGAAGCAAGCUCUGUGCAAACAGCAGAGAGCCGAUUCUGAGCUCAAACUCAUGAACAGCGAGAUCAUGAUCUGAGCCAAGGUUAGAUGCUUGCACAAAUGAGCCAUCCAGGCACCCCGCAUCUCUCAUUUUAAAUAAAUAUUUAUAUUUGUACAAAAACAAAACAAAAAAACAACAAGAGGUAAGAGGAGGAGAAAAACCAGAUAGUCUAGACAGGCAGGAUAACAUUAAGUGCAGUGUCUGUCAGCAAGAAACUAAUGAUCAGUCGUGGUAAGAAGAGAUGCCUCUUUCUGAGUAAGUGUGCUAGAGCCUGCUCAGGAGAGCUUAUAAUUAAUGCUCCCCUCUUAGCAACCUUGCCUUCAGUGACUUCACACUGAUACCUUAAAAUUGGCCAGGGUGGGAGUAUUUACACAUUGGAAAAUGACAAACACCACAAAUCCAGGCACUGUGUGCGUGCGUGUGUGUGUGUGUGCGCGCGCAUCCGCGAGCUGGUUUAGCUGCAUGCAAAUGACUUUCUAAAAGAGUGGUGGAUUACAAGGAGAAACUGGCAGUCCUCUCAGAUUUAUACUGUGGGAAGAUGAAGGAAGAUGAAGGAAGAUGAAGGCCCAGUGACUUAGAGCCUCUUUUCUGUGAAUUAACAAGAGACUUUGAUCAACUGCUUGCAGAAAAAUUGACAUUCCUCUAAAAGGACUUCUGCAGGUGGAGACUGAGCCUACCUAGUCUUGCAGGAGAAAGGAAAUAAAGGGAAUUAUUAAUGCAAAUGUAAGGAAAGUCAAGCUCAAAUAGACCCCCAAGGGCUUAAUCUGCAUGCAUUUCUUCUCUCAUUUUCAUUUGUUUGUUAGCAUGGGAAAAACAAUGUCCCCAGACGAAAGGAUUUUGAAGGUUUGUAUGCUGGUCUUUGAAGAAAAAGGUUACAAGAAGGCAAGAGAGUUUAAAGACAUGGGGAAAGACUUAACUCUGGCAUCAAGGACAAAGAAGAAAUAUAGCACAGCUAAGAAUACUUUAAUAGUUUAAGUAAAAUAUUAAAUGAUGUGGCAUAAAAAUAUUAAGUUCUAUAAAUGCCUAGUUGUUACUCAGAAUUUAGUCUGCAAUAAUUCAGUCUUCAAAAAGAUAACUUUCUGAGGUAAAGUCAUUUUUCUUUUCUAGACAAAAUAACUUUUACAAGUUAUUUCUCUAGAUGCUACCUAUGAGCACUCAUUAGCUGCCUUGACUCUCAGGGUGAAUUCUUUCAGUUUGGCGAUUGGUUCCUCAGCUGCAGACACAUUCUUGUUCCCUUCAUCUAAGUGGAAACUUUGAAAGUUAUGUAGUUUUUGAAACAAGAUGGAAUUCUUUCAAGUUUGUAUUUUAGGACACUUAAGAACUUGGAUUUGACUUCCAGGAUGGUUAUACAAAAAGUAAAAGAUCAAGUGCUCACAAGGUUAAAUUUCAGGAAAGCCCUCUUGGAUGCAAGACAAAGGCGGGGUGUAAAACGAAAACAAAAGUAGCUUGAGUUAAAGAGGUCAUUUGAUUUUAGUCUUCACUCAAGACUGCUCCUCUCUGCCCACUGAAACAGAUUGGAGCCAUGGCUUUGGAACACAACCAGUCAACAGAUUACUAUUAUGAGGAAAAUGAAGUGAAUGGCACUCAUGACUAUAGUCAGUAUGAAGUGAUCUGUAUAAAAGAAGAAGUCAGAAAAUUUGCAAAAGUCUUCCUGCCUGCCUUCUUCACAAUAGCUUUCAUCAUUGGAAUUGCAGGCAAUUCCAUAGUAGUGGCGAUUUAUGCCUAUUACAAGAAACAGAGAACCAAAACAGAUGUGUACAUCCUGAAUUUGGCAGUGGCAGAUUUACUCCUUCUAUUUACUCUGCCUUUUUGGGCAGUUAAUGCAGUUCAUGGGUGGGUUUUAGGGAGAAUCAUGUGCAAAGUCACUUCAGCCUUGUACACUGUCAAUUUCGUCUCUGGAAUGCAGUUUCUGGCUUGUAUCAGUGUAGACAGAUAUUGGGCAGUAACGAAAGCCCCAAGUCAAUCAGGAGUGGGGAAACCAUGCUGGCUUAUCUGUUUCUUUGUCUGGAUGGUUGCCAUCUUGCUGAGUAUACCACAGCUGGUUUUUUAUACAGUAAAUCACAAGGCUAGGUGCAUUCCCAUCUUUCCAUAUCACCUAGGAACAUCAGUGAAAGCAUCAAUUCAAAUGUUGGAAAUCUGCAUUGGAUUUGUAAUACCUUUUCUUAUUAUGGGAGUAUGCUACUUUGUCACAGCAAGGACACUCAUCAGGAUGCCCAACAUUAAAAAAUCUCGACCCCUCAAAGUUCUGCUCACGGUGGUUAUAGUUUUCAUUGUCACUCAGCUGCCUUAUAACAUUGUCAGGUUCUGCCAAGUCAUAGACAUCAUCUACUCCCUGAUCACUGACUGUGACAUGAGCAAACGCAUGGAUGUUGCCAUCCAAAUCACAGAGAGCAUCGCACUCUUUCACAGCUGCCUCAACCCAGUCCUGUACGUUUUUAUGGGAGCAUCGUUUAAAAACUACAUCAUGAAAGUUGCCAAGAAAUAUGGGUCCUGGAGAAGACAAAGACAAAACGUGGACGAGAUUCCUUUUGACUCAGAAGAUCCUACAGAGCCAACCAGUACUUUUAGCAUUUAAAUGUAAAACUGUCUCUUGCUCCGAUUCACAUGAAUGAUGCUUCUCCCCAGAGAGAACAUCUGCUUUAUUCUGAAACUUAAAUGUUAAACACUGUGGUGCCAACUUAUAACAAUCAAAAGGUGGGGGAGGAUGGGAGAAUGUAGCAGCCAGGAAGAAGAGGAAAUGAAAUCACAAGUGCACAAAACAUGAACUUAACAUUAACAAUAUAGGAAAAUAGUAUUAACAGAUAUUAAUAAUGAAAACACCAUGCUAUAAAUUAGGCCAUCUGAAACAGAUUAAUACAGAGGCUUAUAUAAAGGAGUAUUUAUAAUUAUUUUAAAUGAUUUAAAUUUUAAUAUAAGAAUGACUUCACUGCAUAAUUUCAGUACUUGAAUAACUAUACAGCAAAAUUUAAUCCUUUUUUCCCAUUUCGUAGUUUGUGAUUUUGUAAGACCCCAGACAGAAUAACAAUUUAACAAUAAAAAAAUACAUAAAAAGC
Molecule: messenger RNA, 4365 nt
Organism: Leopardus geoffroyi (Geoffroy's cat)
Lineage: Eukaryota; Metazoa; Chordata; Mammalia; Carnivora; Felidae
Gene: ACKR4
Product: atypical chemokine receptor 4
Exons: 2
Coding region: 2835-3887 (350 amino acids)
Biological process (GO): chemotaxis; G protein-coupled receptor signaling pathway; immune response
Cellular component (GO): membrane
Molecular function (GO): chemokine receptor activity; scavenger receptor activity; chemokine binding
Source: RefSeq, a predicted model, not a curated record